CCCCCCCAACGUCGUAAGGGUCUGUAGCGUUGGCUUUGCAUCCUCACUAGCCCCUCUUGUCUCAAGCCUCAUAUUGCUUUUGUACCCCUUCCGCCGUCAUUCGGUACGGUCGUACAUGAGUUGUCCUAUGCAUCGAUGGAGACAGCACACAUUCAGGCCCUCCCUUUACGGAUGAUCGACAUUACUUCUUCGACUGCAUUUCUCCAUCAGAUGCAUCAUGCCGAAACAGUCUUGGGCUUAGCUGCCGUGUUGCAUUGGUUGCAAACGACGCAAAUUUUUUCUAUCUAUUCUCUUGAAGUCAGACUGCCACCUCACCGUGUCCUCGAUCUUGUCCUGUCCCGAGUCGAUCACCUAUAAGAACCCCAUCAAGCAGACGAUUCCUGCAAAGCAUAACGCCGUAUCCGCUACCCGCUCCUCUACUGUUCUCCCCACCACCACCGGCUCUACUUAAGCCUCUCGACCUCACCAUUCUAGCUCGGAAGACCGCCAUCAUCAUGUCUUAUUCUAGCUUUAGCUCCGGUGCUGCAACCUGGCAGGAGAGGCUCGAAGAAAAGUGCCGCGAAGCACAGAUCCACCCUCCAGUCUUCCAAAUUGUCUCUGACAGGCGUGGCGGGCGUACGGCGUGGUCCAGCACUGUUACCGUUCAAGGGCAGCAUAUCUCGGCUCGAUUCUGGUAUGACGGACAGUACGUCAACAAUGCGAAGGAGGACGCCGCUGAGGUGGCAUUAAAGCAUCUGAAUGGCUCAACUCCCAGUUCUCCUUCACAGAGUAGAACCGGAUGGUAGUGCCAUCAUGGGUUGCAGCCUCGUGAACGACGAAGCCAGCAUUGACUCGGUCAAUUUGCCUGUAGGAUAUGAAGGUUUUAAAGGGUUGCCAUACGGUAUGGCAAGGCAUGGAUUGGCGCAAAACAAGUGGCUUCUGGCGUCAGGUAUUGCUUAUGGUAUCACAGGACGGCGAGGGCGCUGGGGCUUGUCAGAAUAUGUUUGGAUAUGUUCAAUUUCUGGGGGUAGAAUCGAAAGGCUUAGACUCGAUCAUCUACUGUUUCCAACAAACCUUGAGCUUCUUGGUACAUAGUUUCAACAAAACAAGCCCCGUACGAUGCUUCGUUGAUACGCAGGCCA
Molecule: messenger RNA, 1121 nt
Organism: Amorphotheca resinae ATCC 22711
Lineage: Eukaryota; Fungi; Ascomycota; Leotiomycetes; Helotiales; Amorphothecaceae
Exons: 3
Coding region: 495-785 (96 amino acids)
Source: RefSeq, a predicted model, not a curated record